Messenger RNA from Mycena citricolor, 1692 nucleotides. NCBI's taxonomy places the organism in Eukaryota, Fungi, Basidiomycota, Agaricomycetes, Agaricales, Mycenaceae. The record is from the annotation of a GenBank genome assembly.
CCCUCUAUGCAAAGAAUCCCGGAAGAUGAGCGCUGUUAAAUCAGCGAGCACGUGACCGUGUAACUCGAUUGGCAAAGAUCAGAUAAGAUUUCUGUUGUGAUCACAUCUAGCAUGUGUCGAGCAUAGAGUUGACUGGAUAACCUCUCCUUCCCGCCUCCAUAACGGCGACUGUGACCGCAAAUGACACUUCGGAAUGUACUAUGGGGGGAGCGCCCGGCGACUGCUGAGGAGCGGCGGCUUCUGUUCAAGAUAGACUGGUUCGUUCUGUCGUUCAUAUGUCUGCACGCUUCGGUAGACCUCGAUCGAGCCAACCGUGCGCUGAGACGUUUUUGUUCUCGUCAUGCCGCUGCCUGAUCGUCUGAUUCGCAGUUGCCAAUGCCUAGAAUGAAACAAGCCUUGAAUAUGAAAGGCCACGAUUUCAACAAGUGGGUUUCUACGUUGACAUACCGACUCGGUCUCAAUGAUUGCAGUGUCAAUUCGAUGUUCACUGUUGGGUACACCAUCGCCCAAAUUCCGCAAAAUCUUCUUCUGCAUGUCGUGCCUGCCCGGAUCCUGUUCCCAGCCAAUACACUGAUCUGGGGGUGCCUGACGAUGCUCACCGCUGCGGCGAAAAACGUCAGGCAUCUAUACGUAAUCCGGUUCUUCCAGGGGAUGGCAGAAGCCUCGACGUUUGUUGGAGCACAUUAUAUUAUGGGCUCGUGGUACAAGGACUCGGAGCUCGGCAAGCGCGGAGCCAUUUUCUCUAGCUCAGCGCAGGUGGCCACCAUAUUCUCCGGGGUCCUUCAGGCUUCCAUCUAUCGCAACCUCAAUGGCCUGCACGGUCUGCCUGGAUUCAGAUGGCUGUUCAUCAUCUGCGGCCUAAUCACGGUUCCCAUCGCGUUGUACGGGUUCUUCUUCUUCCCGGACACGCCAGAGACGACUUCUGCGCGGUAUCUGACUCCCCAGGUUGGCCAAAUCCACGUGGUCUCGGAUGAUGCUCAUUCUCUCUGCCAGGAACGAGCGCUUGCGGUGUCACGUCUCCCGGUCAAGCCCAAGACGCGGCUGGAUUGGUCUCUGAUCCGCCGGGUACUGGGGCGGUGGAGAAUCUAUGCGAUGUGUCUUAUCUGGAUUGUCGGCGGAGAGCUCGAGUCCAUCGGGAGCAACUCGCUCAUGGCACUCUGGAUGUCUGCCAGCGUCCAUCCAAAGUACACAAUCCCAAAUAUCAACUACUAUCCCGCCGGCGCAACAGCUGUGGCCAUUAUCGCGCUUCUGGGCACGGCUGUGUGGACUGACUACACACAGAAGCGAUACCAAGUGAAUAUCCUGAUUGCAGUGUGUAUGCUGAUAUCGUCCUCGGUCCUCCUUGCCUACCCCUCCACGGGCAGCAUAUUCUUCGCCUUCUAUCUGGCCGGUGUUUCAUACGCAGGCCAGGCAUCCAACUUUGGCUGGUGCAACGACCUUGCGCGCGGCGACGACCAAGAGCGUUCCGUGAUUCUGGCCGCGAUGAACAUGUGGAGCAACGCCUUCAACGCCUGGUGGUCUAUCGUCUUCUUCCCGGCCAACGAUGCGCCGAGGUGGCGGCGAGGGAUGGUCUCCAUCAUCGUGCUAUGCCCCCUCAUCGUGCUUCUCACGGCGUACACGAGAUGGCGGCAGAUUUCGGAGCAGAGACAUGAGCAGCGGGAAACCGUGGCAGACACAGAAGAGAAAACAUAG